AUGAUCAAGCAGGCUUACCCAGAUAAUGCUUUAGCAAGAAGUGGUGUGUUUCGGUGGCACAAGGCCUUUUCGGAGGGCCGGGAAGAGGUCGCCGAUGAAGACCAUGCUGGAGGACCUUCGACUUCGACAAACCCCGACAAUGUGACUCGUGUGCGCAAAGUUUUGAACUCAUACCGUCGACUGAGUAUUCGUUUAGUUGCCCAGAUGUUAAAUUUACCAAAAUCUGUGGUUCAUGACAUUGUGAUGGAGCAUUUGAAAAUGCGCAAGGUGUGCGCGAAGAUGGUCCCAAAAGUGCUCACUGACGACCAGAAAUUGCGGCGAGUGGAAGUGUGCCAAGAAAAUUUGAACAUGUGUGAAAGUGACCCCCAAUUUUUGAAUAACGUAAUCACAGGUGACGAUUCAUGGAUCUUUGAGUAUUAUCCCGAGACAAAGAGGCAAUCUUCCGAGUGGCACACGCCGGCGUCUCCUCGCCCAAAAAAGGGAAGAACGAGCAAAUCCAAAGUGAAAACGAUGCUCAUUGUCUUUUUUGACAUCAAAGGCAUCGUCCACCAUGAAUUUUUUCCUCCUGGACAAACCGUCAACGCCAAGUUUUACGUGGAAGUGCUCCAGAGAAUGAAAGGCGAGCAUUUUGAGACGACAGAGGGUAUCCAAGCAGCUUGCACCACGGCUCUCAAGGCUAUUCCGGAGAAUGCCUUCCGUGACGCCUUCAAUGCUUGGAAAUCGCGGUGGCAGCGCUGCAUCGACGCAGAAGGAGCCUACUUUGAAAGUUUUUAA
Molecule: messenger RNA, 774 nt
Organism: Bacillus rossius redtenbacheri
Lineage: Eukaryota; Metazoa; Arthropoda; Insecta; Phasmatodea; Bacillidae
Product: protein GVQW3-like
Exons: 1
Coding region: 1-774 (257 amino acids)
Molecular function (GO): nucleic acid binding
Source: RefSeq, a predicted model, not a curated record